Molecule: messenger RNA, 396 nt
Organism: Fusarium tjaetaba
Lineage: Eukaryota; Fungi; Ascomycota; Sordariomycetes; Hypocreales; Nectriaceae
Exons: 1
Coding region: 1-396 (131 amino acids)
Source: RefSeq, a predicted model, not a curated record
AUGGUUCGCUUCUUCUCCUCGAAGAAGGCAGUUGACUGCAAGGGCCAGGCCUGUGAGGCCGUUUCCAAGGAAGUGGAAGAGUCGGUUCGCGCUCUCGAGGACUUCGAAAUCGAGCUCGACUACAUCGCUGAUGACUAUGUCGAGAUCAUCGACCAUGCGGCCCCCAAGCGCCCUCGUGCUGUCUGGAAGGAUACCAAGGAGGCUGGCAACCAAGACUUCAUCAUCGUCAUGAAGGACACUGAGGUCAAUGCCGUCAUGAAGUAUACCAAGGGGAAGGCUAAGCUCCAUGAUGACAUCGUUAUCGUGGAGGGCUUCAAGCACCCUCGCCGCCUCGAGGAAGGUGUUCUUGUCAAGCACCCCAACCACACUCGCCGCUCCGGAGAUGUCAAGAAGUAG